Papaver somniferum (opium poppy) is the source of this 582-nucleotide messenger RNA. RefSeq lists its product as uncharacterized. The transcript has a single exon. Bases 1 to 582 code for a protein of 193 amino acids. The record is from RefSeq and is a predicted model, not a curated record. NCBI's taxonomy places the organism in Eukaryota, Viridiplantae, Streptophyta, Magnoliopsida, Ranunculales, Papaveraceae.
AUGAGAGACUUCUUAUGGGAGUAUAGAGAGAAGGAUGGAAAGUGUUCUCAUCUAGUAAAGUGGAAGAUAGUUUGUGCUGAAAAAUCAAAAGGAGGUUUAGGGGUGUUAAAUCUCAGAAGAAUGAAUCAAGCACUCUUAGCUAAAUGGUGCUGGAGAUGGGGUAUUGAGAAGACACACCUUUGGUACAAAAUAGUUGCAGAAAAGUAUGGUCCACAUUCGUCAGUUUGGACUCCAAGUAAGGUUGCGUCUGCCCAUGGGGUUUCUUGCUGGAGAACAAUAGCAGAAAUGGGUCGUCUAAUUGCUGAAAAUGCAAGGAUUAUCAUUCAUUCAGGCAUUCGAACUUCAUUCUGGUUUGAUAAUUGGGCUGGAAACAGAUCAUUGGCGGAAGAGUACUCUACUCUUUGUAAACUGGACAGGUUUCCUCAUACAAGUGUAGCUCAGCAUAUAAUGGCAGAGGGAUCUUGGUAUUUCGAUUUCAAACGUACACUUACGGAUGAAGAAACAAACAAACUUGCUGACCUCUUGGUCAUUAUUGGUACUAUUCCUCCAUCUCUAGAUACGUUAACAGAUACAAGAAGAUGA